UGUCUUGAGGCCUGCUCCCCGGCACAGGCCUUCACUCCGAACAGCCCGCACUUACCACGAAGGCGACAUCUGUGGCCGCUUCCCUACCCGAGCAGCUUCCGGACGUUUUCGUCACCUUUCGUCGGCCAGGCUUUCUAGGCUCUCAUCAUCGCGUCUCUCUUUUGGGAGCAGCCUCAACAUGGCUUCGGGUGCAACGUACUUCACCCGCGGGACUGGGAGCCCGUUUCUGGGCGCAGGCGUCGAGUGGGCCUCGAAUAUCGACCUGUUCCUGUGCGCGUUUCUCUCCGCCUCCGUGCUUGGCAUUCUCCUGGCUUUUUUCAACGACGAAGUGAGCUGGGGAUCCCUCCGAUGGAGUUGGAUCGCGACGCAGCUGCUCCCUAUCACGCCCUGCUCCUCCCAUGCCGUCUACAAAGACGUGGAGACCGCUCUCGCGAAGGCCGCGAGAAACAAAGCAGGAAGCAAACGCGCGCUCGAAGAGUUCCUCGCUGCCCUGCAAGACGGCACUGUCAUGGUCCUUCUCUCCAAAUGGUCCGCGCGUGGCUUCGAGCGCCUCGCGUUCUACUGGCAAGCGCUGAAGAUCAAGUACACCGCCCAGAGUCGCCGCCAGUUCUUCUACCAGAUGCAGAAAGUCCAACUCAAACUCGAAAUCAAACCCGGCGAAACGGAGAUGCAGUCCUACAACGACGCGAAACGCUACAUGAAAUCCAGGGACCUCUGGCCUUUCGCCUACGAAGUCUCCAACGUAAAGGACACUCAAGUCAUUUGCGAAGGCGUACGCGCCUACCCCAUGAGCUCCUACAGCUACCUCGACUUCGUCAGAGAGCCUCUCGUCCAAGAAGCGGCGUUGGCGGCAGGUCGCACGUGGUCGACCGGAAAUCACGGAGCGCGUAUGUUGGGAGGGAACAUGCGGAUUUUGCGUGACUUGGAGAAGAUGGUGGGACGUUUUUUCGGGCGCGAAGACUCGCUGCUGUGUGCUACGGGUUUCCUCGCGACGAUGAGCUCGAUCUGCGCUGUGGCGAAGGAAGGAGACUUGAUCGUUGGCGACAACCGGCUGCAUGCGAGUCUGCGGUCGGGCAUGAAGCUGUCCGGGGCGAAGGAGAUGCUCUUCCGCCACAACAACUGGCACCACCUGCAGCAGACGCUGGCAAAGCAUCGCAGAAAAUACAAAAACUGCUGGAUCGUCAUCGAGUCGGUUUACUCGAUGGACGGCGACAUCGCGGACUUGCCCGUGGUACGGCGUCUGGCGGACCAAUACAACUGCCGCAUCCUCCUAGACGAGGCUCACGGCCUCGGCGUGCUCGGGAAGACCGGGCGCGGGCUCGAGGAGCACUUCAACAUGCCUGGAGCUGCAGACGUGAUCGUCGGCACCUUCAGCAAGUCAAUCGGCGGCGUUGGCGGCUACAUCACGGGCGACAAUGACCUCGUCGAGUUCCUCGACUUCCACGCUCCUGGCAGCGUCUUCUCGGCACCCCUCACGGCGUACUCCGCAGGCGGUGCCAUGAUGGCCUUCGAGCUAAUGCAGGGCGAGCAGAGCUGGCGCAUUGCGAAGGCACAGGAAAACGCGAAGUACCUCAGACACGCACUCCAGACAGGCCUCGGACUCUGGCCCAAAGACUACCCUGCGGAGCGCAAGUUCGAGCUGGAGGGCGUCGCAUGCACGACAGUCAUCCCUGUCGUCUUCCCCCACGACGGUGACCGAGUCUUUCGAGUCACUCAGGCUAUGCUCAAGCGCGGCUGGAUGGUGGCCGCGGCGGCCUACCCCGCGUGCCCCUUGAACCGACCUCGAAUUCGAGUCACUGCCACCGCUGCAUACAAUCAGAAGAUGAUGGACGAAUUCGUGAAAAGCCUCGUCGAAGUCACUGUUGAAUGCCCACCCACUGACAUGCUCCGAUAAGACACAAAGUCAACAUCCACGCGAUGCUGUACAAUUUUGUAGAUACGUGUAGCGGGACGUCUACGUGGCGUACGUCUUACAGAGACCGUCGUGUCGUGGAGCGAACACGAGAGCAGAGGGGGGGAGAAGGAAUUUUUUCCAAGGGAACGAUUGGCGGAGAUGGAAGACUAUUCUCAAGGAUGCAGAGAUGCUUCUGCCCCCAGUUAGGUGUUGGUCGUCUUCUCAAAAUACUUGUAGAGGCGUAUGCAAGCGCAUUUGCACGCUACGCAUACACGCUUGCCUGUAGACACAUCCAGGUGUCUUGGUGGUAUUGUCUUUAGAUGCCAGAAGAGGUAUUCUGAACUGAGGACCAGGAUGGGGAACGGGUGUUUCGGGUGAGACGUUUUCUGAAGAGCCCAAAGACAGGAAAAAGUGCCUGCUGACAUCCUCAUCUCUUCCUUCUCCCCGUUUAGCCAAAACGCGGACCAACCCGUGUGUCCCCUGCAUUGCUGGGGAAAACUCUCCCAAAUAUGUGCUUGACUUAAACAAUUCCAUGUG
Messenger RNA from Toxoplasma gondii ME49, 2431 nucleotides. RefSeq names its product glycine C-acetyltransferase, putative. Lineage: Eukaryota; Apicomplexa; Conoidasida; Eucoccidiorida; Sarcocystidae. The record is from RefSeq and is a predicted model, not a curated record. Gene Ontology annotation, biological process: sphingosine biosynthetic process; ceramide biosynthetic process. Gene Ontology annotation, molecular function: serine C-palmitoyltransferase activity; pyridoxal phosphate binding. Bases 179 to 1894 code for a protein of 571 amino acids. Gene Ontology annotation, cellular component: serine palmitoyltransferase complex. The transcript has 2 exons.